AUGAGAAAGCUACUACUAGCAAGUUCUCUUUAUGCAUUCUCUUCAUUUUCUCACAAUCCAACACUAGGAGUAGGAGGACUCAAGGGAUUUGACUCUAAUGAUCCAGAUUGUGUUAUGCCAAAGGGAUUAAUCGGUCUUUUGAGAUGGAGAUUUAUUAGAAACUACCAAACUGUUCCUUACACCAAUCGAACUCGUAUUAUUUCCAUACCAAUUUCUGUUGAGAGGAUAACUGGUGAGAGCUAUUUUGAAGAACAAAAACAAAGUCUUGACAUUAUGCCUUCAACUCAUCCGGUUACUAUCAAGGUUACAAACAUUCUUAAUCACAUUAUUCAUGCAUUGCAUAAUGAGAAGAGCAAAAUGAGCUCUGCUUCUUCUAAUUAUAGUGUUUGGUUGCAUUUAACUCGAAGCUUACCGCCAUCUAUGUUGCAUUUGGAUGGAUUAAAUUGGGAGGUUUUGGUUGUCAAUGAACCUGAAGAUAUUUUUACCGGGUGUUACGCUGGUGGCAAGAUUGUUACCACCACGGCUUCGGUUUACCAUGGGUCAGAUGCAUAUUUAGCAACUGUUCUUGCACAUGAGGUUGGGCAUAUUGUGGCUAGACACCAUGCUGAAAGAAAAACAAGGAGCACAUGGGUUUAUUUUAUACAUGAUAUGCUUAAUCGAUUUGUUACGAUUGAUUUUGCCCAAAGAGUGCUUCCACUUGUCCCACUACUACCCUUCAACCGACGGCUUGAAAUGGAAGCUGAUUACAUUGGACUUCUACUAAUGGCAGCAGCUGGCUAUGAUCCUCGGUGUGCACCUAUAAUAUAUGACGAAUUUGACAAAUAUGAAGAGUUAAAAGAGUCACGCAAUAAAUUUAAGCUCGGAGGUUUCCUUAGUUCCCAUCCACCAGGGAGAAAAAGAGCCCAAGCAUUGGAUCGACCUAGGAUAAUGGAAGAAGCUCUUGUUUUAUAUAAUAAUGUAAAAGCGAAGCGAGGGGAUGAAUCAUAA
This is a messenger RNA of Trifolium pratense (red clover), 987 nucleotides long. RefSeq names its product mitochondrial metalloendopeptidase OMA1-like. Gene Ontology annotation, molecular function: metalloendopeptidase activity. The record is from RefSeq and is a predicted model, not a curated record. Gene Ontology annotation, cellular component: membrane. Lineage: Eukaryota; Viridiplantae; Streptophyta; Magnoliopsida; Fabales; Fabaceae. The coding region runs from base 1 to 987 and encodes 328 amino acids. The transcript has 3 exons.